AUGGCGUAUCUCGUUUCUCUCUACAAAAUCUCCAUUCUUGUUUCAGUUUCAUUAGUUUCAGUUCAUACUCAGAUUUCGCUCUCCAACAUGAACUCUUCUCCGCCUCCUGCUUCGGGCCCAUCCUCUUCCGCCGUACAAGACUCGAGUUACUUGGAUUUCUGUAACAGCCUUCGUCCUAUUGAAACUCUUCUGUUAGAGCCGGAAUCGAACGGAAACCAGUCUCGUGAGGGUGAAGAUAUGGAAACGGAAUCCAGUUUCGUUGAAAGGGGUAGAAUCGGAAUUCCAAAUGUUGACUGCGAAAACAACACUCAUUCGAGUGAUCCUCACAAAGAGGACCGCAUAGAGAAAAUGCCAUCGUUGGAAGAUUGUGAAGAAAUUUCCGAUAAAAAUGAGGCAUGCAACAAAGUGAAAGGUGAAAAAACUGUAGAAGCACUUCUGUUGGAAGGUAAUAAAACUGUAGAAGCACUUCUAUCGGACAAAACAGUGUCUACAGAGGAGGUAAAGUUGGAGUUAACUGAAGUUAUUCACCCAUCUCACAAAAGCUCUGAGUGUCUCGAGAAUGCUGCUGGUGUUGAAUACCAAAUCUCGGAUAUUUCGAAACUAAACCCGGAGGAGAAUUUGCGGGCUGCAAGUUCUGAAAAAUUAUCUGGGGAAUUUGAUAAGAUGUCUCCGUUUGAGAGGGGAGACAUGAUUGAGUUGAUCAAUAAGGUCAAACCAACUGGAAGAAAGAGGAAGAAAUCAGAACACAUGGGCGAAAAUAAAAACGAGAAACGUUGCAAUUGCAAGAAAUCGGGGUGCCUAAAACUUUAUUGUGAGUGCUUUUCAGCUGGUGUUUAUUGUGGAAAUUCUUGUGGCUGUAAAGAUUGCAUCAACAAAAUUGAAUAUGAGGAUAAAGUUAAGUCUGUAAGUCGCCAAAUUCAAUCAAAAAAUGCCUUUGCUUUUGCUCCAAAGGUCACGAGGCAAUCACUUGAUUUUCCAACAAGAGUUAUGGUGGAAGAGAAUUGUACAACUUCAUCUUUACAUAGACAUAAAAAAGGAUGCAAAUGCAAGAAGUCAAUGUGUCAUAAAAGAUAUUGCGAAUGCUUUCAGGCCGAAGUUGGUUGUACAUCAGCAUGUCUUUGUGAAAAUUGUCGCAACACUUUCGGCACAAGAACAGAUUUAGAUCAAAACACUGGUGAUGAAAGGACAGAUGCUGCUGCUGAAGCUGAAGCUCAAGAUUACACACAACUCGCCAACAAUUUCUCAUCAACCUAUGCAAGCAAUUUUAGUGGAGCAGCUCCAACUUCAAAUUUAACCAAUAAUCCAAAUGGGUGUCCUGAAUCUCCCUUUGGCAGUUUUUCAUCCACUGUUUCUGAUCCUCUUAGUUGGAGGAGCCCCCAGUCCUCUGUUGAGAUUGCCAAUAAUAUGGACUGUUCUUAUGGCCCAACUUCUUCUUCUAAUACCCUUCUCUUUGAGAUGAUGGCACGUAAUAAUGGGAAUGGAUGUCAUGAUCAAGCUCUUCCCAUGGCUCCUUUUUCAGCUUCUAAUAUUGGAUCCCUGAGAUUUGCCUCUUUUGCUGCUGCCAGAUUGAUGGUCCCACCUAUGAAUCAGCUCUUCGGGUCGAUGUCAUAUGUUCGACAAGGAUUGAACGUGAAUCCACAAUCGAAUUUAAGAGGUAGUCAACAAUUUGUCCGACAGAUCAUUCCUACCUUCGCUUCACAUUUUACUCGCAUGAAUUAUAAUAACGGUUCAUCUCACAAUGGAAGUGAUCAUAACAAUUUUAACAGUGGUCAGUAG
Momordica charantia (bitter melon) is the source of this 1776-nucleotide messenger RNA. RefSeq lists its product as uncharacterized. The record is from RefSeq and is a predicted model, not a curated record. Lineage: Eukaryota; Viridiplantae; Streptophyta; Magnoliopsida; Cucurbitales; Cucurbitaceae. Gene Ontology annotation, molecular function: DNA-binding transcription factor activity.